Trametes versicolor FP-101664 SS1 is the source of this 897-nucleotide messenger RNA. RefSeq lists its product as uncharacterized. The record is from RefSeq and is a predicted model, not a curated record. The transcript is spliced from 4 exons. The coding region runs from base 1 to 897 and encodes 298 amino acids. Lineage: Eukaryota; Fungi; Basidiomycota; Agaricomycetes; Polyporales; Polyporaceae.
AUGUCAUCGUCGUUGCAAAUCUGGCGCGGCUUAACGCUGGGUUUCAGCGCGGCUGCUGGAAUCGCCGUACUCUCGCUCGGAGUGCGACUCAAGUCGAUAUCGCUUUCCAAGGCUGAUCAAUUUCUCGUGCUCGCCUUCUUUCAACACCCAUUGUCGCCGGUGUUCGAGGUGUUCGGGAUUGCCGUAGGGGCGAUAACCGCCUCCACCCUGAUUCUUCAACCUAUUCUCAGGCUCCUGGUCGGCUUUCUACGCACGGGCGCGUUUACGUCAAUGGUGGUGGUCGAGCUCGUCUGGACCUCGAUUUUGGGGGUUUUGUGGCUCGCAGAGGGCAUUCUCAGCGCACACAUAACGCUGCGAACUCCCUUUGGGGAUGCUUCCUGCGAGUCCGACUUCCUGUCCCCGAACAUUCAACAAGUGUGCAACGAAACACAGGUGUUAGUGGGGAUCUCGUUCGCGGCCUGGAUCGCCCGUGAGUGCCCCGCUCCUCUGAUCUUCGGCGCCACGCUGUGUAUUUCUGUCUUCGUCCCGCUGACCCCUCCCCCUCCCACACUCGCAGUACACACCUACGCAAUCACCCUACUCGUCUUCGCGCUCAACCGGUCGCACAGUGCGCCCGUAUGGACCUCCUCCGUCGUCGGGCGACAUGCCUCUGUGGUUCCCGUGGGAUACUCCGCUUCACAGGACGCUAUACCCCUCGUCACGACGCAGCCACAGCCGAAUCCAUAUCCCGCUCAAGGGGAGCAACAAGUGCUACAGGUGUGCAAUGCAGCGCCGACGCCCGCGCCGAACUCGCGAGGGGACCCGGAUGCCCCGCUUCCCCAGGCUCCAGGCCCGUAUGGCCCGUCAUACGCCGACUCUAGCGCGUCGUUAGGUUAUCAUGGGCACUCACAGCUGUGA